Anopheles stephensi (Asian malaria mosquito) is the source of this 8312-nucleotide messenger RNA. RefSeq names its product irregular chiasm C-roughest protein-like. Lineage: Eukaryota; Metazoa; Arthropoda; Insecta; Diptera; Culicidae. The transcript is spliced from 8 exons. The record is from RefSeq and is a predicted model, not a curated record. Gene Ontology annotation, cellular component: cell-cell junction. Gene Ontology annotation, molecular function: cell adhesion molecule binding. The coding region runs from base 1741 to 4419 and encodes 892 amino acids. Gene Ontology annotation, biological process: cell-cell adhesion.
UUUUGUCCGCACGAACCGUCCGUCUAGCAGCCCCGUCGAAGCGAACCGCCGCAGCGCAUCACCAGUGUACACGCUUGCUGCCGCACCGAACGGACGCCGAACGGUUUCGACGGUUUGUCGCAGUGGGUCGCCCGGUACGCAUCUCAGUCAGCACGAAACAGUCGUGGCGUACGCUGCCGAACCGCGUGGGGGUUUUACCGCAUCCAGAGCGUUUCGAAUCCUGUGUAUAUUCGCGUGUCCACCGUAUGAGCGCGUACGGCAAUUUUUACGGUAGUGAAAAAGUGAUUGGAAAUUUUUUCUCUUAAAGUGUUGGAAAAAUAAAUAGAAGACAGAACAGAAAAAGAAAGCAAGCAAGCGUUUCGUUGACAUUCGAAUGGUGUUUUGAUUUUGCGAAUUUUUGGCACACGAGUGUACAAAACAAGAGAGUGAAAAACAGUGAGUUUAUUUUAAGCUGCAAAGCGUCUAAAGCUUUGCUAAUCGCUACUGUCGUGUUCUUUGUGGUGCAGGAAAAAUAUUUUAGUGCAAGGUGUGAAAGUGAACCAAAAGUGAAAAAGUGAAAAGAAGUACGAAAAAACAGUGAAAAACCAGCGAGUUUUUGAAAAAGAAAAAAAGGAAAAUUGAGUGAAAGCGUUAAAAAACCGUAUGAAAAUACACGCAAACGAAUAAAACGAAACAAGAAAAGUAAACAGUAUCGCGAUCGUGCGUGAGUUCCUAUCGCCAGCCAAGUGAGUGCCAAGUGAGUGUCUGUAUCCUUUUUCAUCCCGUUGCUCGAUUGGUUACGAUCGCUGCCAGUGUUGGUGCGCGUUCGGCUUACUAUCAACCACAACUGUACAGUGACACGCAACAAGGACGGGAAGCAGUCGUGAGCAACAAUCAACCGACAUGUUCAUACCCUUAACAAGAGCUUCUUAAGGCAAGCGUAUCACAAGAAAAUUAACCAGAGCCUUUUUUUUGUUUUCGCUGUGACAUUUCGAAAGUUUUUCCGUGCGUGCGAGUGUUCUAUAGUGCUGUGCUAAAGUUGUUUUUGUCCCCCUCCCUGAAUGUGCGAAGCUCUAUCAUUUCCACCAGCCCAAUUGUCUGUGUGUGUCUGUGUGAUUGAGUGAGUGUUUACAUUUUGUUUUCUACAAAGGAAGAAAAUGCGAACGGAAUCACAUACACGUUGCCGUUCGAUAUGGAGCAAGCUGGUCAGAUAAUAGCAUAAUUGGAUUUGCCCAUUCUUAGCUGGAAGCUCACGGGGGAAAAAAAAGAAACGAGCGCGGGGAAAAAAGAAAACGGGAAGAAAAGUGGAAAAUAAGUCACAGCAGUCGGAGCAGUGUUUGGAAGAAAAUCGAAUCAACACGCGCGUCGUCGCGUCAAAAGGCGAACCGUGCGCUAGUGCUGUGUGUUUCGUUUGUGGGUGUGUGGGUGUGUGUAUAAAAGUGUGUUUUUCUUUCCACACCCACCUCGCGCACGCCUCCUCUCUCCCCCUAUCUGGGUGGUGUCUUUGGGAACGCACGCGACGAGUCAACGCGAGUGCCACGCAGCAGCAGCAAAUAUACAGCUCCUGCUAGGAAACAAUUCAAGAUCAUCGGCCGGGUACACAUCGUACUAGAAUUGUUGGAGAUGCAUCGGGACCGGUAGCCGACACGAGACGGAAGCCAACGCAGCGGAAGUGACGGUAAAGGAAACCGAAAGAAACCACACAUAUCCCCCGGACCGGCCGGAACCGCCUCGCGUACUGUGUGCAAAAACUGCACAGCAAUGGCGAGAUCUGCGAAGACGAGCUUACGAUACGUAGUGCUAGUGCAUGCCACCGUCGCCCUGCUACUAUCCCGGACAGUGCUGACAGCGGCCAAAAGUGCAAACGGUGGUGGUGGGGCCGGUGGCAGUAGUGGUGGGGCCAGUGGUAGUGGUAGUGCAAAUGGGGUACAAAAGUUUGCGAUGGAGCCCCAGGACCAGACGGCGAUUGUGGGCUCGCGCGUAACGCUACCGUGUCGCGUGGAGUCCAAGGUCGGUCAGCUCCAGUGGACGAAGGAUGACUUUGGGCUCGGGUGGCACCGGAAUCUGAGCGGGUUCGAUCGGUACUCGAUGGUGGGCAGUGACGAGGAGGGUGACUACUCGCUCGAGAUCUAUCCGGUCAUGCUGGACGAUGAGGCCCUGUACCAGUGUCAGGUGGGCCGGGGAAAGGAUGGAACGCCCGGUAUAAGGUCGAGAUUUGCAAAACUUACAGUAUUAGUUCCACCGGAACCGCCAAAAAUAGUGCAGGGUGACUUUCUGGUCACCACCGAGGAUCGGGAGAUUGAGCUCGAGUGUGUGUCGGUGGGUGGGAAACCAGCGGCCGAAAUCACCUGGAUCGAUGGGCUCGGUAACGUUCUAACGUCGGGCAUCGAGUAUGUGAAGGAACCGAUGACCGAUACCGGCCGAUUUACGGCGAAAUCGAUCCUGAAGUUAACGCCCAAGAAGGAGCACCAUAAUACAUCCUUUACGUGCCAGGCACAGAACACAGCCGACCGGACGUAUCGUUCGGUGAAGCUGAAGCUGGAGGUGAAGUAUGCGCCCAAGGUGAGCGUCUCCGUUAUUGGAGGUGCGUUAUCGGGCGGCAGAAUUCCGGAGGGUGCCGAAGUACGGCUAUCCUGCCGUGCGGAUGCGAACCCGAGCGAAGUCACCUACAAGUGGUACAAGGCCGAUGAGCCAAUUUUGGGUGACUAUACAACGGAGAUGGUUAUACACAAUGUCACGAAAGAGUACCACGACGCUGUCAUCAAGUGUGAGGUGCAUAACGCCGUCGGCAAGAGCGAAGAAAGUGAAAUUCUGGACAUCAGUUAUGGGCCCACGUUUCGCACACGGCCCCAAUCCGUGGAAACCGACAUCGACCGCAAGGUCACGCUGACCUGUGAUGUCGAUGGGAACCCACCGCCAGAGAUUAUCUGGGUGCACGAGGACACAACACGCAUCGUGUCCAACUCGGCCAACAUAACGCUCAUGGCAACACGCGAAACAGCUGGCAACUAUUACUGCAAGGCAAGCGUACGGGGUUUCCCGGACAUUGAGGCAUCGGCAGCGAUUCAUCUGAAGGGACCACCCGCCAUACGCUCACCGCGUCAACAGUACGGUUCGAUGAACGAUAACGCUCAGAUCCAGUGCGAUGCGAUCUCGAUUCCGAAAGCAAAGCAGGUGAUCUGGACGUACAAUGGGCUGGAGCUAACUAGUGAAAACGAUCACACGAUACUGGAGAACAGUUCACCCGAAGGUGUACGGUCCACGUUGAUUAUCUCGAAAAGCCAACGGCAACACUUUGGCGUGUACAACUGUACCGUGCUGAACGAGUACGGUAGUGAUUCACUCGAGAUUCAGUUCGCACCGAUGGAGUCCUCAUCGUUGCCGGUCGUCAUACUGAUAGUGGUCUGCGUGUUCAUCACCAUUGUGUUUGCGCUUGUGGUGAGUUUGUGCUGUUGCGAGCGUAAAGGUAACAAGAAGCUACCACCGGCCGAUGUGAUAACAGACCAGCACUACAUGACGGAAAAGUGUAAAGAAAGUGACCGCUCGUCUAAUGUGAGUGAUCUGAAGAUUGAUCGGGACCAUGAGUAUUCGGAAACCUGCUCCGGCACGGACAGUAUCGCGACGCGUCUUGCGAUGAACAUGAUGGGUUCGUCGAGCGGUGGCAGCAACAACAGUGGCGGUGGUGGUGGUGGUGGUGCACCUGUCAAUGGAGGUGGUGGAGGCGUUCCACUCGCUGGACCUGUUCGCAUUCCCAACGAUUAUCGAUACUCGGGUGAUUAUUCAGACGGUAUCGGGUCAUCGCUGCAAGCCAAGAUCGGCCAAAGUAAUGGUGGGUACGUACCGUACGUAGACUACGCACCGGACUAUAAUCUGCCAAUGCACAUAUCGAGUAACGGUCAGCUACCGAACGGCAAUCUUAGUCUGACGAGAAAUCGCGAACUUCGUCAGGACAACGGUCUGCCAAGCAUCCAGAGUGGCAUGGGUUCUCUGUCGGCUGGUCUGAUGAAUACUUCGCUGAUGAACGCACCGAGCAUAGAUCCACGGUACAGCGCGACGUACGGUAAUCCUUACCUGCGCAGCAGCAGUUCCCAUCUACCACCGCUUCCACCUCCCAGCACGGCCAAUCCGGCUCUUACGCCGGCACCACCACCAUACAGUGCCGGUCGCCAUCCGACGAGUGCGCUGCUAAUGGGCGUCAACAUUGGCGUUAACUCGGGCAGUGUGAUCGGGAUCGGUUCCAGUCUAACCAGUCCCGAGUCGAUCCGCUCGACGAGUGCGGGCAGUGAUCCAAACAGCACGAUGCAGCAGCAGGCCCAGCAGCAGCAGCAGCAGCAGGGCGGACAGCUCGCCGGUUGUCAAACAGGUAGCCCUGCACCGGGUCAGUUUAUACUCCCGGCGAACGGGGACAUACGCAAGGGUGCGCUCGCCACCCACGUCUAGUGACCGUUCCUCAAAAAAGUCCACCGAGCCAUAGUAUCGUAUGUGGAGACUCCAAUGUCGCUGGUCCGCUUGUUGCUUCUCGUGCAAGCAUUAGACGCGUCUGCAGGGUCAUUCCUACGCAAGGUAGGAAAUCACCGGACAUCGCUUAUUGGAAGAGACACAAAAAGCAACAAACAAAAACCUUCCCCCGCUAACUCCUCGCUCUCUCUCCCCCCCCCCCCCCCCCCCAUCCAUUCCCUCCAGCUCUAUCCUAUUGCGUCCUUACGCACGGUCGCAGGUUAAGCCCAAUUGUCGUACACAGUACACCAUCACGUGCUCCAUGAUUUGUUUUGUGUAGUUUCGGAUCAACAAAUCUUAAUCUUAGGAUGCAGGAAUUGCAUCGCGAAAGGUGUUGUGUUUGGUUGGUUUCUCGCUUGGAAUAUUUUUUUGUUUCUUUAUUCUAUUGUUUUGAGAGAAAAUCUAGCUCGUUUUUGUUUUGUGUAGGCUGAAAUAAAAUGGCAGAAAAUGCCACAAGAUUUUCUCUUGUUUGAACACUGAACGCUGCCAAAACGAUGGCUUGUUUAUUAGGCUUGGCUUAUUAGGGUUCGAACAGGGUUUUUUUUUUGUUCUGCAGCGUUCCUUCACACGGAUAAAACUCACACACAUACACAUUCAUGCAUACAGUUUAAUGCAUACAGUACACUUGGUGGGCUUUUUUCCUGAUGCAGUUUGAUCGUUUACGUUCUACUUUCAUUCAACAAUGUGUGGCCUUAUUAAAGAAAAAUGAAGAAAAAACGAAGUUUUAAAGGAUAAAAAAGGUAACGAAAACGAAACAACAACAACAUUAAGAGUAACACAAUCAAAAACAAACACACACACACACACACACACAAGCACAUAUUGAACAAAACUGAACACAUGGUGGCAAAACAGUGAAUUAAAUUGGGAUUGGUGCAAAGCAAAAAAGGGGGAAAAGAAUAUACAAGUGAACGGCGUAACCGAAUGUUGGUAAACAUGAAAAGGAAUUCACUAAAUUCUUAUGUAUUCUUAUAGAUAUAUAUAUAUAUAUACAUACAUACAUACAUAUAUCUAUGUGCGCGUGUAUACUCGUCGGGUGUGCAUAUAUACUCGAGUGUUUAUAUAUAUACAUUGAAGUGUCGCUUAAGAUGGAGGCUGGUUUUAGUGAGGAGACACACACACACACACACAUACACAAAGAUUUGCUUUUGCUCGCAAGGAUAGCUCAGUGAGCUCAAGCACGUUUAAGAAGGAAAAAAAGUUAGCAAGAUUUUAAUAACAAAACAAAAACAAACAUACCAACACAUUUACACUAUCACACACAUCUACAAAGCCUGCAGAAGAAUCAUAAAAAAAACUGCAAUACAAACACAAACAAAAACCAACUGAUGCUAGGCAAGCUUUAGCUUUAAACACAUGUUUAGCGAAUUGAGUGAUGCUAGAAGAAUUUAUUACACACACACAUACACACCCACAAUCGUCCUUGAUUGAAGAAGGGAUACAAAAGGAGAAACAAAACACAAAAGAAGAAUUGAUACCGACCCUGAGCCUGAUGAAGAGUAUUUAACGAAGGCCAAACAUACAUAUACGCAUGUGCAUUUGGUCUGCCACCUGUGUGCGUGCGUGUGACUUAAUCUGUGGCAAAAAACAAAACCCCCCGUUUUUUCCCCCAUUUUCCCCCGCUCUCCCAGUGCGUGUGAGUUUGGUCUACUGUUCAGCUGUUCCGUUGCCGAGCAACGCGUUUGUAACGCUAGGACAAGGGUGUUGCCUACAAGGCGCUGCUCGUACGACACCGUAACGCACGCCGUUUUACAAAUGCCUUCUGCUGCUAUGUCUCCUUCUUCUUGCUUCUAGCACGCGCGUUGCAAGUACACGCUCGGUGAAGACCGUUAUUAGAUAGUAGCAAAUGAACGAAAGGUGAAAUUAAUUGCAAGCAAGCAAAACAAAAAGGUGAAGAUGUGUGUCCCGAUCGACCCAAUUCCCAUCCCGCCAUCCUUUUUUUCUGCUUCCGUUUUGCUUUCUUUGUUGUUCAAGCAGGUGAGCGAGGAACGUGUUUUGAACUGGCGCCAGCCAUUCAUGUGAGAAUAUACCAAAUUGUUUUUUAAAUGUAUAGAUUUUAAUUUUUAAAAGCUACGAAUUCAUUAACGUUACAAAAGCAUCGUCGUCGAUAAGAUUUCACAACAACAACAAAACUGACCCUGGUGCAUCGUUUAGAAACUGUAUUAGUGUAAGAUUUAGAUAAGAAAAUUAAAUUAAGAUUAAAACGAACAAAAACAAAAAAACGGAACUCCAGGAGCGCAUUUUCUUAAUGAAAAAAAAACAAACAAGAAAACAAGUUAAAGGAAAACAAAAACCAAAUGCCCUCCACAUUCGCUAGGCCAUUCGACUGAAAUUGUAGCGUUAGAGGCGACCCAGUACCUAGCUAACUGGACGUUGUUUUAUUUUCAUGUUUUGUUACACAACACACAAAACAUACCUGUAGCUUCUCAUUGCAAAUCGUUCAAACCCUUUCAUUUUCAACCUAGGCAGUAAGUACUUAUCCGGUUAAGAUGGUUUUGUUAGAGAAGAAAAGGCAAAACAACAAUCAAGUGCAAACAGAAAAGGAAGAGCAAAACAAAGUAUGCUCUCUUACCCACAAAGCCAGGCUAAACGAAAACAAAUAAGGUGAAAUAUUAUAAGUAAAACAAAAGGUGAAAAUAGGGAAAAUAUUUAGUGCAAACCUCGAUGGAGACGCCUGGUGUUUUGUCGCGUUGAUGGAUAAAUUUUAUUUCCCCGUUUACGGUGCUGUUUGCAGGCCUCGGCACGACAUAUUACAGUGCUUUUAAGAUUUUCCUUAAAAAUGAGGGACUACAAAUGUUCUGCGUGUGUGUGCGUGAGUGAGUGUGUGUGUGUUUGUAUAUAUACCUAGCAAUGCCAUUACGGAUACGGACGUACGAUCAAUAUAUUUAAAGAAAGAAAAUAAAACCACACAGACUCGACUCGACUGCCUACAGACGUUCAAAACACACGCACACACAUAUACACACGCACAUGCACAUUUUUAACGGCAUCUAUAUGCAAUCAGAGAGAGAGAGCGAAAGGGGAAGCUAAGCAUAUAUAAAUAUACAUUCAUAACACAUACAUUACAAUUAUACGCCAGUAUCAACACAACAAGAAAGAAAAACAAUGGCAUACGCAAUCUAUCAAUACCUGUACAUAGGCGCGAUAUUUCAAGUGCAUACGACUGUUGACCGGUAUGUACGUGUGAGCGUAGCGUACAUACGUUAUAUAUAUAGAGAGAGAGGUAUACAUGAUACAUGCAUCCAUUAUGAAAAAAAGAAAAAGAGAAAAGAUAUAAAAAAUAAGAGCCUAUAAUAGACCAGUAUGCUUAUCAUAGAUAGUGGAAAUUAAAAAUUCGGAGAAUAAAUCAACUGUAUUAUAAUACAUUUAGAGAGGAGGAAAAAGAAACAGAAAAGUAUAUCAUGUCUCCAAUUCCUACUCCAUUUUCCCGCUCGUCUCCCCCCCAACGCCUUCUCCUUCCUCCUCCUUCAAAUGAAGCGUUUGUAUGAGAGUGUGCGUGUGUGUGUGAGUGCAUGUGUUAUAAUAAUUAUUAUUAUAACCUUUUUUCCGACCGAGAAAAUGAAAACACUAUUAGGCUUAUACCAGCGACCGAAACUGGGUUUAUCGGGGGAGACAGAGACCGGGGACGGCUGAGCAAAAGGUAGCUGUACUGUAAGGAAAUCUAAGGUAACACCCACAUACACAUACAGAACACGAAGCGAAGAAACGGCAACAGAGAACGCAUGUGAACAAAACUGUCAAUUUGUACAUAGUAAAAUUCUUUACUAUAGCGUUAAGUAUUUGAAAGUCAAUUGAAUCUCAUUUAAAUAAACGAAACAGAUUUUAAAAACUGACAA